CUCGCCUCUGGCUGCUCCCUCCGCCUCCUCCCCGCCCCGAGUCCCCCGUCCGCCAGUCCUUCCUUCCCCUUCCGUGCAUGAUGGAAACACCAUGGCUGCGGCGGCCCAACUCUCGCUGACACAGUUAUCAAGUGGGAAUCCUGUAUAUGAAAAAUACUAUAGGCAGGUUGAUACAGGCAAUACUGGAAGGGUGUUGGCUUCUGAUGCUGCUGCUUUCCUGAAAAAAUCAGGGCUUCCAGACUUGAUACUUGGAAAGGUUUGGGAUUUAGCCGACACAGAUGGCAAAGGUAUCCUGAACAAACAAGAAUUCUUUGUUGCUUUGCGACUUGUGGCAUGUGCCCAGAAUGGAUUGGAGGUUUCACUGAGUAGCUUGAACCUGGCUGUUCCUCCACCAAGAUUUCAUGAUACCAAUAGCCCUUUGCUCAUUAGUGGAACUCCUGCAGCUGAGCUCCCAUGGGCUGUAAAAAGUGACGAUAAGGCCAAAUAUGAUGCAAUUUUUGAUAGUUUAAGCCCAGUGAAUGGAUUUCUUUCUGGUGAUAAAGUGAAACCAGUGCUGCUGAAUUCUAAGUUACCUGUGGACAUCCUUGGAAGAGUUUGGGAGUUGAGUGAUAUUGACCAUGAUGGAAUGCUUGACAGAGAUGAGUUUGCAGUUGCCAUGUUUUUGGUAUACUGUGCACUGGAGAAGGAACCUGUGCCAAUGUCCUUGCCUCCAGCCUUGGUGCCACCUUCUAAGAGAAAAACGGUCAGUAUAUCAGGCUCAAUGCGGUUGAUCCCCUCUUCAGCAUCAGCCAAGGAACCUUACCACUCCUUACCACCUGUAGGCAUUUUACCUACCAAAGCUCCGUUAAGACAGUGGGUUGUAUCCCCUGCAGAAAAAGCUAAGUAUGAUGAAAUCUUCCUGAAAACUGAUAAAGAUAUGGAUGGAUUUGUGUCUGGACUGGAGGUUCGUGAAAUCUUCCUGAAGACAGGUUUACCUUCUACCUUACUGGCCCAUAUUUGGGCAUUAUGUGACACAAAGGGCUGUGGGAAACUUUCAAAGGAUCAGUUUGCCUUGGCAUUCCACUUAAUCAAUCAAAAGUUAAUAAAGGGCAUUGAUCCUCCUCAGAUUCUUACUCCUGAGAUGAUUCCACCAUCAGACAGGGCCAAUUUACAAAAGAACUUCGUAGGAUCAAGUGCUGUUGCAGAUUUCUCUGCCAUUAAGGAGUUAGAUACCCUUAACAAUGAAAUAGUUGACCUACAGAGGGAAAAGAAUAAUGUGGAACAGGAUCUUAAGGAGAAAGAAGAUAAUAUUAAACAGAGGACAAGCGAGGUUCAGGAUCUUCAAGAUGAAGUUCAAAAGGAGAAUACUAAUCUGCAAAAGCUACAGGCCCAGAAACAGGAAGUACAGGAACUCCUUGAUGGACUGGAUGAGCAGAAAGCCCAGCUGGAGGAGCAACUCAAGGAAGUCAGAAAGAAAUGUGCUGAGGAGGCCCAGCUGAUCUCUUCUUUGAAAGCUGAACUAACUAGUCAAGAAUCACAGAUAUCCACCUAUGAAGAAGAACUAGCUAAAGCCAGGGAAGAGCUGAGCCGCCUACAGCAAGAAACAGCAGAAUUAGAGGAGAGUGUGGAGUCAGGGAAAGCUCAGCUGGGACCUCUUCAGCAGCAUCUGCAAGAUUCACAACAGGAAAUCAGCUCAAUGCAGGUGAAACUGAUGGAAAUGAAAGAGCUGGAAAACCAUAAUAAUCAGUUAAAUUGGUGCAGUAGCCCACACAGCAUUCUUGUAAAUGGCACUACAGAUUAUUGCAGCCUCAGCACUAGCAGCAGUGAAACAGCCAACCUUAAUGAGCAUGCUGAAGGCCAGAGCAAUCUAGAGUCUGAACCCAUACACCAGGAGUCUCCAGCAAGAAGUAGUCCUGAAAUACCACCUUCUGAUAUGAUUGAUGAAAAGGAAGUGAUGACUGAAGCUGAUAAUGAAAACCUUUGUUCUGAAUUUAAUGAUGACAAACAUUCAAAAGAGGAAGAUCAUUUUAAUGUAGACUCAAGCUCACUGACAGAUCCAGUUGCAGAUACAAACUUGGAUUUCUUUCAGUCUGAUCCUUUUGUUGGCAGUGAUCCUUUCCAGGAUGAUCCUUUUGGGAAAAUUGAUCCAUUUGGAGGUGAUCCUUUCAAAGGUUCAGAUCCAUUUGCAUCUGACUGUUUCUUCAAGCAGUCUUCUACUGAUCCUUUUGCCACUUCAAAUCCUGACCCUUUCAGUGCAGCCAGCAAUACAAGUAAUACAUCGGUAGAAACAUUGAAGCACAAUGAUCCUUUUGCUCCUGGUGGAACGGUUGUUGUUGCAGCGAGUGAUUCAGCCAUAGAUCCCUUUGCUUCUGUUUUUGGAAAUGAAUCUUUUGGAGAUGGAUUUGCUGACUUCAGCACAUUGUCAAAGGUCAACAAUGAGGAUCCUUUUAGUUCUGGCACAUCAAGCUCUGUCAGCAAUGUGGUCAUUACAAAAAACGUGUUUGAGGAAACAUCAGUCAAAAGUGAAGAUGUACCCCCAGCACUGCCACCAAAGAUUGGAACUCCAACAAGGCCCUGCCCACCACCACCAGGGAAAAGACCCAACAACAAAUUGGAUUCUUCUGAUCCCUUUAAACUGAAUGAUCCAUUUCAGCCUUUCCCAUGCAAUGAUAGCCCCAAAGAAAAAGAUCCUGAUAUGUUUUGCGAUCCAUUCACUUCUUCUACUACUACCACUACCAAUAAAGAGGCUGACCCAAGCAAUUUUGCUAACUUCAGUGCUUAUCCCUCUGAAGAAGACAUGAUUGAAUGGGCCAAGAGGGAAAGCGAAAGAGAGGAAGAACAGAGACUUGCCCGACUGAAUCAGCAAGAACAAGAAGACUUAGAACUGGCUAUUGCACUCAGCAAAUCUGAAAUAUCAGAAGCAUAAAGAAUUCUCAUGUCGUUUUUCAACAGUACUCUUACUUCCUGAAUACUGAAGCUAUUUACAAAGUGUAUCAAAACUACCUGUAAGCAUGGGGAUACAAAAGAUUUGAGAUUCCUGUAAAUGUGACAAAGUUUGUUUUUUUACUCCCAUUUCAGGUUUGUCUUUUUUUUUUUUUUCUGUAAAAGCAGUAACCAGUCAGACAACUUCACUUAGGCCCCUGUUCUGGUGUGCAUUUACUGUCAGCUUUUGACUGCCUGUGCUACUUUUACUUAUAAAGCUAGAGCACCCAAACUUCUGCCUUCCAGAAUAUAAAGAAGAAAUAGUUUCACCUCUAUGCUACCCUUGUUCUGUGGUUAUUCUGAUGAUAGCCAGUGGGGUCUCUAAGGUUUGCAGUAUUCUCCCUUGAUGUGGCUGGUUGAGGGGAAAGGAAAGAACAUCCUAUUUCUUUUUUGAUGAUGCAAAUUGGCUAGUUAAAAUCUCAUGUCUGUAUUUCCUUAUAUUAAAAGUAUUAUUUAGUUUGUUUUAUAGGGACAAGGAAAAAUUUUUGCAUAGAUUUACUCAGCAAUUAAAAAAGAGAUGCUUUUAGUUGAAGCUUUUAUAGCCUCAGAUUUGUUCUUUUCCUAAAAAUAAACAUUAAAGCCUCAUGUGUGAAAUAUUUUGAAAAAAAACAAUUUCUCUGGAUUCAAAGAAUUUUAAACCAACAGAUACCUCUCCAAAUGUUUGCUAAUUUAAAAAAAUCAGUUUCUUACAUAUCAAAUUUGUAAGAAAACAUUCAUUUUAAGUGGUCAGAAUUUAUCAUCUAAAAUAUACCCAUCAAACCAAGGUAAGCAAAAAUCUUAACAUGGAAGCCACUGUGCCUUUGCUAUGGCACUGUCCUCUUUGGUUCAUGAUAGGAUUAUUUUUGUGCUUUUGCAGAAAAAAACAAGCAAGUUAGAACUGGAGGGUACUUUAAUUUUUCAUAUAUUUUUUUUGUUUUCCUUAAUGAAGGCUCAGUUACUUGACUUGAAAUGUAAAAAUUUUCACUGAAUACAAAUGGAAAUGGUGAUAUGUAUUAAAUCGCUUGUUUUGUUUUUUUUUUUCUUUUGGUCCGUCUUUGUGGUUUAAAAAUAGUUUAUUUACUCUCGUCAUGUUUUUCACCUAUAAAAUUGGCAAACUAACAAAAAAAUUCUUGACUUUUAAUUGGGAUAAAAGAGACCUGCCAAAGUAUUAAAUCUCUUCAUGUUAAAAGCCCCUCUCCUGUAAAACUGACCCUAGCAGGUAUGCUGAAUUUCAAGUAGACUGUGAAAUGACUGUAAAUUGAAGAAAAUCUUAAUUUUUUUAACACUUAAAAUCUUAAUUUUUUUCAUGUGCUGAUUUAGAUAAUGUAUUUAAUACCAAGAUAAAGAAAAAUGCACUUAAAAACUGAAAUUCUCUGGUGUCAGCAAGUUAAGGUGGUAUUGAUUUGUGUUAAUUCAGAGUAACUUGCCCAGCCCAUAAAUAAAUUCCAAAAUAUCCAAUUCAUUUCAUCCUGAAAUAGUGCUUUUUUUUUCUCCACGCACAAUUGGAUUGCUGCAGUUCAGAACAAAACUUAAACCACUUUAUUGCACUGCUACUUUUUUCUACUUUUGUAAAUAGAAACAUUUCAGCAUAAAAGUCAUAUAUGUGAAGCAAGGACUGAAUCAUCAUCACGAGGCUUUAAUUUUGUUAAACUAAUCCAGUGACCUAAGAAUAUAUACUGCAAAAGUUGAUUGGGAAGGUUAUUGGGAGUUAUGAUAGGUAGUGUGUUUUUUUUUUUUUUUCUUUCCCUUACUCUUCAGGAAAAAGGUAAGUUGACUUGAACAACCUUCUUUUGCACUGGGAAAAUGAAUAAAUGUUUGAAAUACUUUUAAAUAAUUUUUUUAAUAAAAACUCUGGAAAAUAUUAAAGAUCUAUAACUUAUAUUUACCAACUUUCAAUGUCAUAAAUGUACCCUAAUCUUAUGUAUGUUUAACUGGAAUACAUAGAUUAUUAUCUUUUGUUAAAAUAUGUAUACUCAGUGGACCAAUAUAAUAUUAAAGUAUGUAUAUAUUAUAUAAAUAUAUCUGUAUCUCAUGUUCACUUGUGUAGGAUGAAUGUCUUAGAGUUGUUUGUGAUGAUAUUUUACAUUGUUGACGCUGGCUCCAAAACCUGUGCUUGAAAAGGACAGAUAAGUAUUGCUGAGACCUAAGUGGCACUACUUACAAAGUUUUAACUAUCUUCUACAUACUUGUUCACGUUGAUUUGGGCUCUCUUUAUACAAUUUUCUCUGUUUCAGACUUCCACAUUGUAGCCUAUAAUUAUGAGAACAAUAAACUUUAAGUAAAUAAUAAAACAUCCUAUCAUACAUCCUAUUCAAAAUGGAAUUUUGCACAGUUCUCUGAUUAUAUCCAUGCUAUGUCCAAGGGGGGUAGUCACACAAUGAGUACAGAUUAAUAUGUAUAAAGCUGGUAUAAAAUAAAUGCUCAAUAAAUUUUA
Messenger RNA from Choloepus didactylus (southern two-toed sloth), 5374 nucleotides. It is a transcript of the gene EPS15, whose product is annotated as epidermal growth factor receptor pathway substrate 15. Gene Ontology annotation, cellular component: plasma membrane; clathrin coat of coated pit; cytoplasm. The coding region runs from base 92 to 2905 and encodes 937 amino acids. The record is from RefSeq and is a predicted model, not a curated record. Gene Ontology annotation, biological process: endocytosis; endosomal transport. Gene Ontology annotation, molecular function: cadherin binding; calcium ion binding. NCBI's taxonomy places the organism in Eukaryota, Metazoa, Chordata, Mammalia, Pilosa, Megalonychidae. The transcript is spliced from 25 exons.